Messenger RNA from Lodderomyces margitis, 1059 nucleotides. RefSeq names its product pheromone-regulated protein. The record is from RefSeq and is a predicted model, not a curated record. The transcript has a single exon. NCBI's taxonomy places the organism in Eukaryota, Fungi, Ascomycota, Pichiomycetes, Serinales, Debaryomycetaceae. Gene Ontology annotation, cellular component: fungal-type vacuole; cellular bud neck. Bases 1 to 1059 code for a protein of 352 amino acids.
AUGAGUACAAUAAUACAUUCAUCGCAUGAGGAGUUAAUAAGCACGCGUGGUAUUCACCAGCACAACCGCCACCAGCAUCAUAAUCACAAACGCCAUCUUAGCAAUAUUGCAGCCAGCCCGAGUUACGAUAUCGAUAUGCCAACGUCUACCAGCCAAGUAGUUAUACCAUCAGCAUCAUCAUGGGCUGAUGAACUUGUUGCUCGCCUGACAUUUGUCCAGUCGACCCACUCAACCCUUGUCACAGUCAUGCCGUCACUUGUUAUUCGUGAUGAGGAAAAAGACAGUGGUGACGAGACAUCAAUGCCGUCACUUUCAGAAACAUCCUCAUCUUCAUCAUCAUCCAUCUCCACUACCAUCACUGCCAUACCCAAUCUGAAUAACCCAUACAUUGAUAUACCGACACUACCCACAAGUCUAGUUUUCAUUAUUGUUGGUUCGAUUCUUGGUGCCAUUUUGCUUGCAUUGACAUUAUACCGCAUCAUUAACCAUUACAUCUACUCCUCAAAAGCUCAAUUGGAAAAGGAAACUUAUUACUCGACCACGCCAGGUCUUGGUGACAUGUCUCAACAUUAUGCAUUCCCUCAUCAGAACCUCAAACGUAAUGGAUCCUCAUCGUCAUUAUUUGAUCUAUCAUCAAAUUCGUCAUCAACUUUAUCACAGGGAAAAUCAUUACAAAAUCACAUUCUUAGUGAUAAACAACAAUUUCGUAAAUCCAUGUUUAAUAAUCCCAGUUUGGAAUAUGAUAGUUUAUCAUUGCCUUUAUAUCAAGAUAAACGAAAUUCUUCAUCAAUGUAUUUGCAAAAGUAUAACAACAAUUCGUCAGCAGCAUCACUUUUGAAACCGACGAUGGGCCCAUAUUUGGAUUCAGCCACGAUGGCGUCUUCUUCUUGUUUGGACAAUGGGUUUGGUAAUGGCGAUAAUAGGGAUACAGACAGUGAAAAAUUAGGAACUACUGGUACGUUUGCUGGUAGUGUUCAAACCACGUUGCGUCCUCCUAGUAUGUUCCUUGAAGAUCUCUUGAAUGGGAAGGAUGAAGAGGAAGAGGAGAAAGGGAAGUGA